This is a messenger RNA of Emericellopsis atlantica, 471 nucleotides long. Its product is annotated as ankyrin repeat-containing domain protein. NCBI's taxonomy places the organism in Eukaryota, Fungi, Ascomycota, Sordariomycetes, Hypocreales, Bionectriaceae. The record is from RefSeq and is a predicted model, not a curated record. The annotation marks the transcript as partial. Gene Ontology annotation, molecular function: protein binding. The transcript has a single exon.
AUGCUAGGCCACACAGAGAUUGUCAAAACCUUGCUGGACCGAAAAGCUCAUGUCGAUGUGGCAGGUCGUGAUGGUUGGCGGCCGAUUCACCAUGCCUCCUUCGGAGGCUCCCUGGAUGUGGCCAAAUAUCUGGUUCAGUCUGGUACCAACUUGGACAUUGCCAACAACAAAGGAUACACCCCCUUACACUACGCCGCCAAGGAGGGCCACCUGGACUUUGCAAAGUACCUGGUGGAGAAUGGCGCCAACUUGAACGCAGUCGGUGGUGGCGACGGACGGUCUCCCUUGCACUUUGUCGUGUGCGCGGGUAGCCUGGAUUUGGUUGAAUAUCUGAUAAGCAAGGACGCUGACCUUGGUGCAACAACUCGCCAUGGAGUGACACCACUGCACAUGGCUGCCCACUUCGGUCACUUCGAGAUUGUCCGAUCCAUGGUGGAAACAGGCAGCAAUCUCGAGGCCGUUGACUUGAAU